GCGAGGGUGAGCUCGUUAUUAAUGUAAUUUUGUGAAAUAUGUACUAAUGACAUGUUUUUCUUCCUAGUUUCUUUUUCGAACAAUUUGAUUUCUAUUGCAAUCUAGUUAAAUUGAACGAUAAAGAUUGCGGUGGCGUUGCAGUCGUACGUUGGCACUGCGUCGUUAAACUUGACAUUGUCGGUCAGAAAGCCGAAUUUCAUGAUGGCCGUACCAGGGCCGUACCAUCACCUACGACAAGUCGACAAGUGCCUAUUACCACAGGUGGUAAACGAAAAUCUUUGCCUAUCCUUGAGCGGUGCCCCUAAAGAUGUCCACGAGCAAGUGACGCUGUUCCGCAACCUCGAUGGCCCAGUCCUCCCUAACUAUUUAAGCCAAUGGACUUUCGAGAAGGUCAAAGCGACAUUGACCUUAAACGAUGGUCAAAAGUAAAACAGACCAUAUUGUCGCUGCUGUCGGUUUGAACACAAACACGGAAUUGGCUGUCGCUUCUGAUUUGGAAAUAGAUUCCAAUUUUGGUGGUUAUCGAGUCAAUGCUGAGCUUGAAGCACGACCACACGUCCGGUUGGCUGGAGAUGCUGCCUUCUUUUGUGAUAGCAAAUUGGGUCGUCAUCGUAUGAAACAUCACCACCAUGCUGUUGUAUCGGGGCAAUUGGCUGGAGAGAAGAAUAUUGGCAACGAAACAUGGAUGAACAACUGCAGUGCACUGUCACCAAGUGCAUUCUUCGUCGUAUUAUUAGUACGCAAUCAGUGUCGUGCUGUUGCCGUUUGUCGUAUCGUUUAAGGUUGGGUCGAUCACUGGUGUACCCAUGUCUCCUGGGUAUGGCGGAUACCAAAGCACCACGCCGCCGCCUUGCUACACAACGACAACAUUCGCACCAACCGGUUACUACACUGAGGGCCACAAUUACUACACCACCAAGGCUCCAGAGUAUUACACCGCAGCUAAUGCUGCCCAGAGCUAAAUCACCAAAGAUCCUGAGUACUACACCGAGGCUCCCAAAUACUACACCACCAAGUCACCGGAGUACUACACGUAUGUUGCCCCAGCUUAUACACCGAGGCUCCCAAGUAUUACUCAGUUCCUAGCUACUACACCGGGGC
Messenger RNA from Daphnia pulex (common water flea), 1101 nucleotides. RefSeq names its product apoptosis-inducing factor 1, mitochondrial-like. The record is from RefSeq and is a predicted model, not a curated record. Gene Ontology annotation, molecular function: FAD binding; NAD(P)H oxidase H2O2-forming activity. Gene Ontology annotation, biological process: mitochondrial respiratory chain complex assembly; apoptotic process. Bases 416 to 781 code for a protein of 121 amino acids. The transcript has 6 exons. NCBI's taxonomy places the organism in Eukaryota, Metazoa, Arthropoda, Branchiopoda, Diplostraca, Daphniidae. Gene Ontology annotation, cellular component: cytoplasm; mitochondrion.